UCCCUCCCUCCCUCCCUCCUUUGCCCAGCGCCCGCAGCCGGGAUUUCAGUAUUAUGGCAUCGAGGAGAAUGGAGACCAAACCCGUGAUAACGUGUCUGAAAACCCUCCUCAUCAUCUACUCCUUCGUUUUUUGGAUAACCGGUGUUAUCCUUCUGGCUGUUGGUGUCUGGGGGAAGCUGACUUUAGGCACAUACAUCUCUCUUAUUGCUGAAAACUCCACUAAUGCCCCUUAUGUUCUCAUUGGGACGGGCACCACGAUUAUUGUCUUCGGAUUAUUUGGAUGUUUUGCCACAUGUCGCGGGAGCCCAUGGAUGCUGAAACUGUAUGCCAUGUUCUUGUCCCUGGUCUUCCUGGCUGAGUUAGUGGCUGGCAUUUCGGGAUUUGUGUUUCGCCAUGAGAUCAAGGACACUUUCCUUAGGACAUACACUGAAGCCAUCCAGAAUUACAAUGGAAACGAUGAGAAGAGCCGUGCAGUGGAUGAUGUACAACAGAGUCUGAGUUGCUGUGGAGUCCAGAAUUACACUAACUGGAACACUAGCCCAUAUUUCAAUGAACAUGGCAUCCCACCAAGCUGUUGCAUGAACUCCAGUGACUGUAAUCCCGGGGACCUCCGUAACAUGACCAUUGCUCCUACUAAAAUCAACCAGAAGGGCUGUUACGAUCUAGUGACCAGUUUUAUGGAGACAAAUAUGGGAAUCAUUGCUGGAGUGGCUUUUGGAAUUGCAUUCUCACAGUUAAUCGGAAUGCUGUUGGCAUGCUGUUUGUCACGAUUUAUUACCGCCAAUCAGUAUGAGAUGGUGUAACAAGGCGUGUGAACUACAGCCGCACGUGUUUUCAAUCAGGAACUGGGUAAUUCUUGGAAGACUUCUUAAGAAUGUUAGAGCACACAUACACAACUACACAUACACUCACCUGAAAGUCGCCACCUUCUAAACUCUGUACCAUGCGUAGUGUACCAUUCCGUGAAGUACUGUCGUGCCACAGAAGUAGCCUGAACCAUUCAGCAUCCAGUACUGUACACUCCAUCCUGAAGGCUUUGCAUACGAUGGCACUAUAUGUAUGUUCUUGGUCAGACUGUAGUUGCAUUGUAAAGUUAACAGAGGUAAUCCAUUAACAGCAAUGACUGGGCUGUGCAUGUAGUGACUGGGGGCGUAAUUAGCCUUUCACAAUGGUUAAUAAAUGUCGCACACAUCCAUAUUAAACUUGUAUACAAAUAUAUAUAUAUAUAUAAAUAUAAAAUAUUAUUUUGGUUUAUUAAAUUUUUAAUUUCUUGAUUUUCUUUACUGCGUUACUAAGGUGUUUUUUUCCCCCAGUCUGCCUACUUCUCUCCCACCCCACCUAAAAUCUGCCCAAAUAAGAAGAAAUUUGUUACAGGAUGAAAUACUUGAAAAAAAAUGUCCAAAAUUUGCUUGAGGGAAAUUGUUCUUUUGAUGUUCUGCUGCAUCUUGGAUUUUUAAUCAAUGUUGUAUAUCCUGUGUGUUUACCAGUUGGCCUUUGUCUAGUGCAUUUUGCCUCUGAACCUGAACCUGUGUAAUAUUGUUACUAAAGCUGUGUUGUUUGCUUACUGUGAAGCCUGUAGAUCCACUUCCUUUUUAUUAGUCCAUUAUGGAUUAAUCAAACUGUGCUGUGGUGCAACUUUCUACUUCUUUUCUCUCUCUUUUAUUCUCCUUUUACAUUGAAGUUGCCACCAAAUACAUUAUCAAAUCAACCAAACUUUAAAUAGAAAAGAGAGUGUGGAAUAUCUGGGGUGGUUGGGGGGGGGAGGGAAGCAAAAGUUUAAGACCUUUUUAAAAAAAUAGGAAUUUUUUAAUAAGGCCUCUGUCUAGCAUGCCAGCAAGAAUGCAUCGAUAUUGUGAGUAUUUGUGAUAUACAUAUUAAUAAAUGGAACCAUUACGGA
Molecule: messenger RNA, 1897 nt
Organism: Anolis sagrei ordinatus
Lineage: Eukaryota; Metazoa; Chordata; Lepidosauria; Squamata; Anolidae
Gene: TSPAN7
Product: tetraspanin 7
Cellular component (GO): plasma membrane
Source: RefSeq, a predicted model, not a curated record